This is a messenger RNA of Cuscuta europaea, 3459 nucleotides long. Lineage: Eukaryota; Viridiplantae; Streptophyta; Magnoliopsida; Solanales; Convolvulaceae. The record is from the annotation of a GenBank genome assembly.
AUUUGAAGUGGACGUAUCUUGCUAAGGUGAUGACAAACAACUUUCAUCGUUACCACAUCAAACAACCUUGACGUUUGAAGUGAUUAGAAUUUUAAGCAAAAUUUUAAUACUUUAGUAAAAAGCAAAUUAUGUGCUAAGAAAAAAAGAAUUGUUCAGUGUUGGUUCGGUUUCAUAACCAGCGCCUCGUUGAUCCAGGAUUGGAGGCAACAGGAUUGAAUAUGGGUGGAGGAAUUUAGCACCUCCAAAUACAUGGAUUGGAGGAAAAACCUAAGCUUUUAGGAUUGCAGCAGCCUAAGCAUCCGUGUUCGUAUUGGGAGCUUCCUAAAAAUGGUUCAGUUUCACGAGCACAUAAUAACGGAACUCCUGGAAGACCAAAACGGCGGCGGUUUAGUAGUCAUCUCCGCCGGCCUCGGCCUCCACAAACUCAUUUCUUCUCUCCUCCUCCUCCACCACUCUUCACAAGGCUCCCUCCUCAUCCUCUCCGCCUCUCCUUCCCAGAAACACUCCAUCGUCCUCAAUCUCGAGAUCGCCAUCCAACACCAAAGCUUUGUCCCCGCCGACACGAGUGGACUUCCUAUUUUGCCCUCCGAGAUUACCUCCGAUCUUCCCGCGCACCAGCGCCUCUCGCUUUAUACCUCGGGCGGAAUCUUCUUCAUCACCUCCCGCAUUCUCAUCGUCGACCUCCUUACUCACCGUUUACCCACUACCUCAGUCGCCGGAAUCAUCAUCCUCAACGCCCAUUCAAUCUCAGAUACCUCCACCGAAGCGUUUAUUGUUAGAAUUAUCCUUUCCGCAAACCGGUCACUCUAUAUUAGGGCCUUUUCGGACCGUCCACAUGCCAUGGUCUCUGGCUUUGCAAGGGCUGAGCGAACCUUAAAAUGCCUUUUCCUAAGAAAGCUUCAUCUUUGGCCUCGCUUCCAGGUAUAUGUUUCACAGGAUUUGGAGAAGGACCCUCCUGAGGUUGUGGACAUUAGAGUUCCAAUGUCCCCAUACAUGAUUGCCAUUCAAAAGGCAGUGCUUGAGGUUAUGGAUGCAUGUUUAAAGGAAAUGAGGAAGACUAAUAAAGUUGAUGUGGAGGACUUGACUGUGGAGAAUGGGCUCUUUAAAUCAUUUGAUGAGAUACUGCGAAGACAGUUGGACCCUAUUUGGCACACGUUAGGGAAGAAAACAAAGCAGCUUGUUUCAGAUUUGAAGACACUGAGAAAGUUGAUGGAUUACCUUGUUAGGUACGAUGCUGUAACUUAUUUGAAGUAUCUGGACUCGCUCAGAGCCUCGGAGAGUUUCCGAUCAGUUUGGAUAUUUGCAGAGUCUAGCUACAAGAUUUUUGAGUAUGCUAAGAAGCGAGUUUAUUGUUUUGGGAGAUCAGAUAGUGUACAUAUGGCAGGGCAGUGUCCGAGUACUACAACUAAGAGGAGAAAAACUGGCGAUGAGAAGGAUGGAGAUUCAUCAGCAAGUACUAGUAGCAGAGUAGUUUUGCAGGAAGUCUUGGAGGAAGAACCAAAAUGGAAGGUUUUGCGCGAUGUUCUUCUGGAGAUACAAGAGGAAAGAGAAAAGGAAGCUAUUAGUAGAGACGUACUAGCUUCUGAAGAUGAAGGGAUUGACAACAGUGUUGUUUUAGUUGCUUGCAGAGAUGAUCGCUCCUGCAUGCUGCUAGAGAGCUGUAUCAAAAACUGCCCUCAGAAGGUCAUGAGGAAAGAAUGGGAGAAUUAUCUACUAAGCAAAGUAGAGCUGCAGGCGUUACCCAAACAGAACAAAAAGAAACCAAAACAACCAAAAGGUUUUGGGGUACUUGACGGAGUUUUUCUAGCUGCUCCUGUCCAAAAGGCAGAAGUUAUUAGUAGUGUAUGUAAACAGGAACACGAUGCGCUACUAUCAAUGGCAUCCAAAAUUGGUAAGAAAGCUAAAAAGGGUACUGUUCAUGAAGAAAAUGCUUCAACUUCUAUGGAUAGUGGAAUGGGAAAAGUAAAGAAGAAGAAGACAGAAAUUGGUCAUACAAGUUCCUCUGCUGAUGAAACAUUGCUUCAGAAGGAAGGGAGAACCUUCGAUACCGAAUCGUUGAACCAGAGUAAACAGCUUCCACGUAUGCACUUUUAUGCACUCGAGAGCAAACAGCAUAUACUUGACAUAUUGAAGCCUUCUGUCAUUAUUGUAUACCAUCCUGAGAUUGCAUUUGUGAGAGAGAUUGAGAUUUAUAAAGCUGAAAAUCCUUCAAUUGAAGUGAAAGUAUACUUUCUCUUCUAUGAAGAUUCUACUGAGGUCCAAAAGUUUGAGGCAAGCAUACGAAGAGAAAAUGCAGCCUUUGAAUCUUUGAUAAGGCAGAAAUCACUAAUGAUGAUCCAAGUUGAUCAGGAUGGGCAUUGUACAGGACUGGAUUCUUCAACUGAUGGGCAAUCCAUACUUCCCCAAAAUGUAAUGACUAGAAAAGCUGGUGGUAAAAAGGAUCCACAGAAGGAAAUGCAAGUGAUAGUGGACAUGAGAGAGUUCAUGAGUAGUCUCCCUAAUGUACUCCACCAGAAAGGCAUGCACAUUAUACCGGUGACUUUGGAAGUUGGAGACUAUAUACUUUCUCCUCUGAUGUGUGUAGAAAGAAAGAGUAUACAAGACCUUUAUGGCAGUUUUGCAUCUGGUCGCCUUUUCCACCAGGUGGAAAUGAUGUCACGGUAUUACCGUAUUCCUGUUCUUCUCAUCGAGUUUUCACAAGAAAAGAGCUUUUCAUUUCAGUCUGCUAGUGAAAUUGGAGAUGAUGUGACGCCAAACAACAUUAUAUCGAAGCUAUCUUUGCUUAUUCUACAUUUUCCUCGGCUUCGCAUUGUCUGGUCCCGCAGUUUGCAUGCUACUUCUGAAAUAUUUACCUCUCUUAAAGCUAAUCAGGAUGAGCCAGAUGAGAUCAAGGCAAUUAGAGUUGGUGUUCCAUCAGAAGAUGGCCUGGUUGAAAAUGAUAUCAGAGCAGAGAACUACAACACGUCAGCGGUGGAAUUCUUGAGGCGUCUUCCCGGGGUGACAGAAUCCAACUACAGGGCCAUAAUGGAAGGGUGCAAAUGCUUGGCUGAUCUCUCUCUUCUUCCAAUGGAGAGACUUGCUGAGCUUAUGGGCGGCUGGCGACCUGCCAAAACUUUGAGAGAUUUCAUUGAUGCCAAAUAUCCAACUAUGCUCUAGCCACGCUCAGUGUUUUUUGUGAAAGUUUCAUUUCAUGAUCAACAAACAUGUUUUCAUUUGAUUGUUCUUUAUUUUGUAAUUGUAGAAUCAUUAUAAUUUAAUAGUUUAUUUAUAUUAUGUAUUAUUUAGGUGCAGAAUCAUAAAUUCUUCAUUUAUAUUCUAUAUUAUUUAGGUGUAGAAUCAUAUAUUCUUCAUUUCCAUCAUUACCAAUAAAGCCAAAGACUCGCUAUUUUUUGCUAGAGAAUAUGAUGAAAUAAAUCAAAUGACUCAUUAAAGUGUCUGCGCUUCUUUGGUAUGAAGCAA